Molecule: messenger RNA, 2653 nt
Organism: Phoenix dactylifera (date palm)
Lineage: Eukaryota; Viridiplantae; Streptophyta; Magnoliopsida; Arecales; Arecaceae
Source: RefSeq, a predicted model, not a curated record
UCUAUAUCCUUACCUCUAAUUACAGUGUGUCAUGCCAAGGGCAGGCAUUAUGAGAGUCCCAUUGUCCCCCUUAAACCCCUCCAAAACCCAUUCCUCAAGCAUCCCAUUCUUCCAUCCCCCAAGCCCUCAGCUAAGAUGCACCUCCCACGAAGUCCAUCACCACCACAACGCCACCCACCUCCACACCCUCCUAACCACGACCACAAGCAACCGUCCCAACCCAAAGCAUGCCACCCAAAUCCACGCCCAGCUCAUCACCACCAACUCCCUCCCCAUCCCCCUCCUCCACACCCAGCUCAUCAACCUCUACGCCAAGUCCGGCCAGCUCCCCCAAGCCCUCCUCACCUUCAAAACCACCCGAGAACACAGCAACGUAGUCACCUGGACCUCCCUCAUCACCCACUUGGCCCAAUCCCACCAACCAUUUGAGGCCCUCUCCCUCUUUGCCCAUUUAAAGAGGGAAGGCCUCGGCCCCAACCCCUACACCUUUUCCGCCGUGCUCCCUGCUUGCGCCGAAACCCGCUCCGUCUUGCAUGGUUCGCAGGUGCAUGGGCUUGCAUGCAAGCACGGCGUCGACGCCGACGUCUUUGUUGCGAGUGCGUUGGCUGAUACGUAUGCCAAAUGCGGCGAUAUGCAUGCAUCCAAAAGGGUGUUUGAUGAAAUGCCUCGGAGAAACCUUGUCUCGUGGAAUGCCAUUAUAGUGGGGUUUGUGAGAAACAAGCUUUAUGACGAGGCAGUAUGGAUGUUCCGAGCAUUGCUCGUGGAUGGAUCGGCGAGCCCGGAUCAAGUGAGCAUUUCUAGUGUUUUGAGUGCCUGUGCAAACUCUGGCGGACUGGGUUUCGGCGGGCGAGUGCAUGCGCAUGUGGUUAAGCUUGGAUUGGAGUCGGUAGCUUAUGUCAAGAACUCGCUAAUCGAUAUGUACAGCAAAUGUGGGCGCUUUGAAGAGGCUUCGGGGUUGUUUGAUAUUAUGAAUGAGAGAGAUGUUGUCGCUUGGAAUACCAUGAUGACGGGUUGGGUCCAAAAUGAUCACUUUGAAGAAGCUUGCAGCUGUUUCCAGGCGAUGAUGAGAGAAGAAAUUCUCCCUGAUGAGGCUUCCUUUUCGACCGUCCUCCAUGCUUCAGCCAGCCUAGCAGCAUGGGGCCAGGGGGCUGCAAUUCACACCCUGAUCAUAAAAACCGGGUUCGGUAACAACCAGUGCGCCGGGAGCUCCUUGAUAACCAUGUAUGCCAAAUGUGGUAGCUUGGAUGAUGCAUAUCGAUCGUUUCAGGAGAUGAAACACCAUCAAAAUGUGGUAUCGUGGACAGCCAUGAUUGCAGCCUUCCAGCAGCAUGGGCAUGCUAACCGUGUCAUCGAAUUGUUUGACAGGAUGUUGGAAGAGGGCAUGGAACCGGAUUACGUAACAUUUGUUUGCAUUCUUUCAGCUUGCAGCCACAGCGGGCUUAUAGAACAGGGAUUCAGAUACUUCACGUCAAUGUCUCAGGUUCACAAUAUGGCACCGGGGAAAGAGCAUUAUGCUUGCAUGGUUGAUAUGCUUGCCCGGGCUGGCCGUUUGGCUGAAGCGAAGCAGUUCAUUGAUACGAUGCCGAUCAAGCCUGAUGCUUCGGUAUGGGGAGCUCUGCUUGGAGCUUGUGGUAAGAGCGGAAAUCUGGAAUUGGGAAAAGAAGUUGCUCGGAGACUAUUCGAGAUCGAACCAGAUAACCCUGGAAACUAUGUGCUUCUUGCAAACCUGUAUGCGAGACAUGGGAGGCUGGAGGAGGCCAAGGAGGUCAGGAGAUUGAUGGGGUACAACGGGGUGAGGAAGGAGACCGGUUGCAGCUGGAUUGAUGUCAAGAACAAGACAUACGUGUUUACAGUGCAUGACCAAUCCCAUCCGAGGACACGGGAGACUUAUGAGAUGUUGCGAAGGAUGGAGGAGCUGGUGAGGGUGAAGGGAUAUGUUGCUGACAUCCAGUUUGCUGUCAAUGAUGUGGGAGAGUACAAGGAGCAGAGCUUGUGGUAUCAUAGUGAGAGGCUGGCACUGGCAUUCGGGCUGAUAAGUUUGCCCAUGGAUGCACCAAUCCGGAUAAAGAAGAACCUGAGGACUUGUGGAGAUUGUCAUACUGUUAUGAAGCUUGCUUCUGGGAUCUUCAGCCGGGAGAUUGUAUUGAGAGAUACCAACCGCUUUCAUCGGUUUGCCGGUGGAUCAUGUUCUUGCGGGGAUUACUGGUGAAAAAAGAAGUGAUUCUGAAUGUGAUGCCAAGAAGCCAUAAUUGGGGGAUGAAAAGUAGAUCGUCCUGCGAUUCAGCAUGCAACAAGUUCAUAUCUGGGCAAGAAGUAACAAAAGGAAGCAAGACCGGAUCGCUCUAAAGAAUAGAGGUGGCUGGAUAGGGUGCAAUGAGGACUAUUACAUUCUAGACAUCACAAUCUGAUGUUUUUCCGUACCCAGACUUCUGCCCUCAAAGUUACUCUUCUUCCAAGUAUUCUUAGCUAAUUUCAAGCAGGCAACAAUUAUCCACCAGUGGAACAUCAUUAUAAUGGGUUAGGAUUCUGACAUUAUCCACCCCAUAUAACCCUGUAAAAUUGACUAUUAUGUAAGCCAUUUAUAUUCACAGCCAACUGCCCAAUUUGGCAGAAGGGAAUCUUUCUUACAAACAACAGUUUUCUUUAUGACAUU